Messenger RNA from Mya arenaria, 725 nucleotides. RefSeq lists its product as uncharacterized. The record is from RefSeq and is a predicted model, not a curated record. The transcript has 6 exons. NCBI's taxonomy places the organism in Eukaryota, Metazoa, Mollusca, Bivalvia, Myida, Myidae. The coding region runs from base 213 to 725 and encodes 170 amino acids.
CAUGUGUCUAUAUUCAUCUUGGCUCCAAUGAUGUUCAAGCCAGAGAGGAUGUGUUUUAUAGGAGAGUCACUGAGGUAUGUGAUAGUAUCCACGAGACGAGUCCGGAAACUGAGAUUGUUUUAUGUUCUAUUCUGCCACGAAAAAAGAAUGACAGACGAGUAUCUUCAACAUUAGCGAGAGUCUUCAACAGAUGGAUCCAGAAUGCGAACACCAUGCUAAUGGACAUUUCAGAGGCCAUCCCAUACAUCAGAUUCCUUGGAUAUGGAGCUCAGGAAUGUGCUGAUGUGUUGGGUCGUGAUGGACUUCAUCUGAGUCGUGUUGGUGGUAGACAUUGUAGUCAGGUGAUUGAGGAGGAUGUGUAUUCCUGGAGUGAAAUAGCCUAUCAGCAGGAUGUACAUUGGAAUGAAGACAUAUGCCAACCACAUUCAACAGAGAUUGAUGCAUCAAGCUUUGACCAGUGCCUGGCAGCUGCUGUUGAACCAGUCAGUGACCAGAAUGUCCAGGCCAGCAAGCAGCCUCUGUACUCGGAAAUAGUCCGUUUGCCAGCAGCUGAAGUUCCAGAUGUUACCUCAGUGCAGCAUAAUGUGAAGUUACCAAGGCGCAAUGUAUUGAAGGUUGAUGAAUGUGCUAGAUCAGCCAGACCAUGUGACCACAGAUCAAACAAACAUCGAAGGGCAAGGCGAAGAAAAUUUAUGCAACACAGACAGCUGAAAGUUCAAAGGUAA